Durotheca rogersii is the source of this 2192-nucleotide messenger RNA. RefSeq lists its product as uncharacterized. The coding region runs from base 253 to 1803 and encodes 516 amino acids. The record is from RefSeq and is a predicted model, not a curated record. Lineage: Eukaryota; Fungi; Ascomycota; Sordariomycetes; Xylariales; Xylariaceae. The transcript has 2 exons.
UCGUGGCCGACGGUCCUCAUGUGGAUUUACCCUGACGUAUCCUCCCCCACACCCAACCGCCGGUAGCCAUCACGCGACCCAGCUACCACAAAUAAACCAACGCGACAGCACCCGCAAUCUAGCGGCAGCUGUGUGAUAUCAUCGCCGUCUAGGUAAAGCGGGAUCGUACCCGGGAAUCGGAAGAAAAAAGCAACCAGAAAAAGGAGCGAGAGCGCGCCAGAGAAGUUCUCGCGCUCCGUUGCGCUCCUCAACAUGUCACCCAAAUUACGACCUCUCCAGCUGCCAUUGUUGGUCGAAGCCAGGAGGAGGAAAGAAUUGGAGGAGGCGGCGCAGGCUGAGACUGACAUGGAUGUGCCGUAUAACUUCUACACGACGGACCCCUACUCGUCCGACACGACGUCGCCAGUCACGCCAACCUUCUCCGCCCGCGGCCACCUGCGCUAUUCCAGCUCCAUGUCAUCUUUCGACCUGGCCGCGGUGCCCGGCACCGAGUGCCCCUUAUCUCCGUCGCAAACAACGCAGAGCUCUGGCAAGCGUGUGCUACCAGACGUCGAGGAGGAGCCUAUCGAAUAUGACGAUGACUCGGAUUCCGAGUACGACAACGCUUCUGAGCUUUACCACUGCUUGUGCGACGAGCCGUGCAUCCAUCGCGAUGCCGAUCUGGUGCAGAGCACGUCCAACUUCUACUCGCAAAGCAGAAGUGGUGAAUACGACAUCGCCUUCCUCAGCGACGGGGAUUUUAGUUUCAGCCUACGCUCGAGGAAGCGCAGGACUGGCUCGGAGUCGCCCUUUGCUGGGUUCUCGCAGCGGCUGGGUUCCAGGUUCCCCUCUUUCACGAAAUGGAAAUCGUCGAAGCCGUCGAGCAUUAUCAGCUCGCCCAUCUCCGACUUAGGGUUCGAACGGCGGCGACCGGCCUUUUCCGGGGCGGCAUCGAGCCGCUCCUCUUCCCUCUCGGCGGUCGGUCGGCACCCUGACCGUUCGAACGAACCCCCGCUACCCACACCUGCUCUAUCACGUUUCGGAAGCAGCGACAGCGUUAUGGACGGGCAGUUUGAUGGCACGAGGGCUAACUAUCUCCUCGCAUCUAUCGAGCACGACCGCAAGCAGGCGGCGACACCACUGUUACCGCCCAUGCUGGCCACGUCAGCUGAGCAGCUUGCUGGCCACUCUUCCCCUUUGGAGUCUGCGAGCAUUGCCUCCCCCGUCUCCCUCGACGACGAGAUCUACGCAAUAAAUACGCUGUCGCCACCGCUCAGUACGAAACCUUCGGACUCCUCCCUCCGCUUCGUGCCGGGUACGGUAGAGCUGCCUCAGCUCCCGGCUCCCGAUGCUUGGUCCGACCGCCUGGGGCACGCGAAUUAUACUAUAACCCCCAAGCCGUACAUGCCGGAGACUUCUGACUUGGACUCUCUCCGUCAAUUCAGGGCGGACUGGGAGACGGCGCGCGUGAAUUACACCAAGCACCUCGCGCGGACGGGCGAACACUACGGCCAGACCUCCAAGACCUACGCCCUUACCGAGGCCAAGUGGGCCGAGACGCAGCGCACUUGGCGAAACCUGCAUGACGAAAUAGCCGAGGCGGUGGUCGCUAGCGGCGAAGCGACGGCGUGCGAGAAGUUUGACGAAGGCGCGCCGACUACGGUGCCAAGGAUGAACGCGGAGGGCAAGUUCCCGGAGCGCGGCGACGAAGACAUCGUCGGCCCCAUGGUCCGCGAGGCAACCAUGAUUUCCCUCGACGGCUCCGAACGGAAGAGCCCCAGCUUCUGGCGCAACUUGGCUGGCAAGGUCGGCCUGCGGAAGUGAUGAGCGCCCCCACGCUGUUGUACCAGAACCAGAUUGGCCCUGAGACGGCACUCAAUUUUACGACUACCUUACGAUGACUACGACUAUAACGUCACUUACGCUCGUUCCAUUAUUCGUUUCUAUCGAUAUUACGCCUGCAGCAUAGAGAGAUACCAUUUGCCUUUUUUUUUUCCUUCGGGAUUGCAGUUAGAGGACGACCGCAAACCAAGCCUGCCAGCCUACAGCAUUCGCAUGCAUCGCACCGGGCUGAGGAAGCACCAAUCGAAAUAUCUAUUUGUUUAAAUUCCCUGAAUCAUAAUUUACGUGAGGCUGUCUCGGGCCGAGACCGAAAGCGCCUCCCUGCACAUACUCUGCCUCCCCCCCUCUGCUGCGCUUCCCUAGCCUUGUUC